AUGGGCACAGCGCUGUCUCGGUCUCAGGGCUCCCGGAAAGCUGUGGCUCGCGGACCAGAUAAGCUUGCGGUGCAGAAGCCACCAGAGCCCCACGAGGAGGAGGAGGAGGAGGAGGGCAAGAAGAAGAAGAAGAAGCGGCACCCGUUGCUGUUGCACGCGCUCAGCUGGAAGAAGCGUCUGGUUGCGGCACGAGCCAAGAGGAAGGGGGGGAAGAAAGUGAAACCCGGACACGUACCGCAGGAGCACAGGCAGCAGGCGGAUAUCGACAGCCGCCACAGACACGGACCCAUCCCGGUACACAUACCCACCGUUCCGGAGCAGAACCAGAACCAGGGAAGACCAGACCUGAUCAUCUCACCACGGAGGGUGGUGGUGCAGGCUUCCACAGGCGAGCUCCUUCAUUGUCUUUCGGACUUUCUGUGUCGGCGUUGUGUCAAACUGAAGGAGCUGUCGUCCAAUCAGAUUGUCCUGUGGUUCAGAAACGUUGACAGAGCGCUACUGGUUCAAGGCUGGCAGGACCAGUGCUUCAUCAGUCCUGCCAGUCUGGUCUUUGUGUACCUACUGUGCAGGGAGGCGGUCGAUGAGGACAUGUCUUCAGAGCAGGAGCUCCACGCUACCUUCCUCACCUGUCUCUACCUGGCCUACUCCUACCUGGGCAGUGAGAUCUCGUACCCACUGAAACCUUUCCUGGUAGAGUCUAGCCGUGAUGCAUUCUGGGAGCGAGCGCUGGAGCUGAUCCACUGGCUGAGCGCUGACAUGCUGCGAAUCAAUGCCGACCCACAUUUCUUCACUGAGAUCUUUCAGGACCUGAAGAACCAGGGAGGUUCGAGGGAGAAGGAGAGGGGAGAAGAGAGAGAGAAGGAGAGGGGAGAAGAGAGGGAGAAGGAGAAGGAGAGGGAAAAGGAGAAGGAGGAAGAGAAGCAAGAGAAUGAUGGAGGAAACCAAAUGGAUGAUCUGGAUCGUUAA
This is a messenger RNA of Cyclopterus lumpus (lumpfish), 966 nucleotides long. Its product is annotated as cyclin-dependent kinase 5 activator 1-like. The record is from RefSeq and is a predicted model, not a curated record. The transcript is spliced from 4 exons. Gene Ontology annotation, cellular component: cytoplasm; protein kinase 5 complex. Gene Ontology annotation, biological process: positive regulation of cyclin-dependent protein serine/threonine kinase activity; brain development; activation of protein kinase activity. Lineage: Eukaryota; Metazoa; Chordata; Actinopteri; Perciformes; Cyclopteridae. Gene Ontology annotation, molecular function: protein kinase binding; cyclin-dependent protein serine/threonine kinase activator activity. The coding region runs from base 1 to 966 and encodes 321 amino acids.